CGAUAGAUUUAUUUCAUAAAACAGAAUAAGAAUAUUUCCGCUCCAAUAGAAUAUGUACAUAGUUGUUCACAUAAAACUGUUUCAGUGACGAUAAACGCACAGUUUAAAAAAAACGAGACUUGAAUUAUUCAUCGAUGAUAAAUUGGACUGAAAAAGCCUCCAUUCUAACUUUGAUAGCUGAAAUCCCAACAUGCCUAUUCCGCCUAUUCCCAUUGUUUGCGAGCACUCACAGAAUAACAUUGAAAACAUAUACCGCUGUAACUUUUUCCGUCGUUUAAGAUUUAAAAUUUAUAGAGCAAUAAAAAUAACAAUAAAUUUCCUAGCGGUCGCGUUCUACUACCUAUGGGGGUUCCAGGAAUAAUGUUUAAACGGGCCACUGAAGACUCGUUGUAUGUACUAUUUACUUAGGACUCUAUAAAUGUUUUAUCAGAGUAUUUCAUUCAUCGAUAUUUGGUCUUGGACUUGUUUAUUAAAUUGUAUGGAAAACUUAUUAAUAAGAAGGUUUCCCGAAGCCGGGUCAUUGUUUAUGGUAAAUUGUCGAUAGUGAUUAAUUUUACUCUGUGAUCCGUCUUCUUGAUUCUAGUGUUUACAUACUCUUCAAAUAUGACAUUACAGCUGUGUCAUGUUGGUUUAGAUUCAUUAUUAUAAAUUUACAUAAUAUUUUACUGUCAGCAUGAAUCACGUGCAAGCGCCCCGGGCGGUGCCCUCGUACUUCUGGAGUUGCGUCACUCUCACCGACGAGUGCCCAUUCUUCUCGACCAUGGACCCCAACCUAUACUACUACGGCAUAGCCCUGAUAGUACUAUACGGAGGAUUUUUGCUAAUGAUUCUUGCUGACUUGAAAUUCUAUUGGUCAGUCGAUCACUUCCAACGGCAAAUAGAUUAUUACAUAAACUUGGUGAGGAAGAAAGUGAGACACGUUCAGUUGGACCAGAGGAGACUGAUGUCCACUCAAGAGCGGACGGAGAAGCAGCUGAAGAGGAGUGAGGAGUGUAAGACUGUAGUGACGAGCAUCAGGGGCGCGCUGUCAGUGGAUGACGCGCGGGAGCUGGACGCCCUGGCGCUGUACUACACCGACACCAUCUCCUCAACCAGAAACGCGUGGACUACGUCAAGACGAUGUCCACAAACGGAGGUUAGCGACUGGCUCCUUUAGCUGCUUGUGUAUCGUCCGACACGCGACAUAAAGAGGUCCCGCUAAAACUAAAACAAUUAAGAAGAAGCCGCACGGUGCGAUUGCAUCACACGAACUUCUUGUUUUCCCACUGAAAACUAUCUUCAUUACACUGGAUCCGUGUAUCUGCUAUCUAAAUCGCACAGAACAUUGUUUUGCGACCACAUUCGCGUUACACACAGACCGUUACGAGAACUAGAUUUCCUCGUAUAUGGCAAAACAGUUGGACGACAUCCAACUGCCUCCUUAACGAUGUAAAAAUUAUUUAUACCAACAAAAUAAAGUCAAUGAAACCAA
This is a messenger RNA of Trichoplusia ni (cabbage looper), 1471 nucleotides long. RefSeq lists its product as uncharacterized. Bases 674 to 1156 code for a protein of 160 amino acids. The record is from RefSeq and is a predicted model, not a curated record. The transcript has 2 exons. Lineage: Eukaryota; Metazoa; Arthropoda; Insecta; Lepidoptera; Noctuidae.